UUUUGGUAGUGGAAUAAUUGUGUUUGAACGGCAAGAUGGUAGCGAUCGAGCAGCAUUUAUGGGAAUUCUGACUAAUCAGUUGGCGUGCUAGGAGAAAUGGAACCCAGUUUUUAUGUGGCUGUGGAAUUCUGACCAUGGGGUCUAUAUUCUUCGUCCACGGCUUGGCCCGCUAAUUACAAUACAGGAUUUCCAAUAAUCUUGAUCGACCAUGGAGUUCCUUUCUUUCAUGCUCUUCUGUUUCUUUUUCUUCAACUCCUCGGUUGCCCUCGACACCAUGACUCCGAACCAGACACUCAGAGACCAGGGUGAAACUCUUGUUUCAAAUGAUAAAAGCUUUGAAUUAGGCUUCUUCAGUCCCUGGAAUUCCAUUAACCGUUACAUAGGAAUAUGGUUCAAGAAUGUUCCAGAGCAAACAGUUGUUUGGGUGGCCAACAAAAACAACCCACUCACCAAUUCAUCCGGUGUCCUCAGAAUCACUUCCAGUGGCAACAUAGUCAUCCAGAACUCAGAGUCCGGAAUCAUUGUAUGGUCUUCGAAUUCUUCAGGAAUUAGUCCGGUUUUGCAGCUGUUGAACACUGGAAACCUUGUUGUGAAAGAUGGUUGGAGUGAUAACAAUUCAGGAAGCUUUAUUUGGCAGAGUUUUGAUUAUCCAUGCGAUACUAUAAUACCGGGCAUGAAACUGGGGUCCAAUUUAGCUACUGGACUGGACUGGUACCUGACUGCAUGGAAGAGUACGCAAGAUCCAUCCACAGGAGAAUUCACCUACAAAGUUGACCACCAAGGGCUUCCCCAAGUAGUUCUUCGUAAGGGAUCAGAGGUGAAGUUUCGUAGUGGGCCUUGGGACGGUGUUAGGUUUGCUGGGAGUCCCGAGAUUAAAACUAUUAACGGUAUCUUCAAACCUAUCUUUGUAUUCAAUUCAACCCAUGUCUACUAUUCCUUUGAAGAAGACAAUUCUACUGUUUCAAGGUUCGUCUUGAACCAGUCAGGCUUAAUCCAACACAUUGUAUGGAACCCCAGGAUUGGUGCGUGGAAGGAUAUCAUAACACUAAACGGCCAUGAAUGUGAUGAUAACUAUGACAUGUGUGGUCCUUAUGGUAUCUGUAAGUUGGUUGACCAAACGAUUUGUGAAUGCCCAUUUGGGUUCACGCCCAAGUCGCCCCAGGACUGGAACGCACGUCAAACUUCUGCAGGGUGUGUUGCUCGGAAGCCAUUGAAUUGCAGAGCUGGCGAGGGGUUUAGGAAAUUCAAAGGGUUGAAGCUGCCAGACGCUUCAUAUUUGAACAGGACCGUAGCGAGUCCAGCGGAGUGUGAGAAGGCUUGUCUGAGCAACUGUUCAUGUGUGGCCUAUGCGAACACUGAUGUUAGUGCCUGUGUGGUCUGGUUUGGGGACUUGAAAGACAUUAGAAGGUACAAUGAAGGUGGGCAAGUCCUUCACAUUCGGAUGGCUGCUUCUGAACUUGACUCCAAGAACAAGAAAACCCUGGUGUUUCCUCUGAUGGUAAUUUCUUCAGCUCUUCUGUUGGGUUUAGUGGUGAGCUGGUAUGUUGUCAGGAGGAGAACUUCUAGGAGGAGAGCUUUGGGAGUAGAUAAUCCAAACCAAAGUUUCAGUCGGGACAUUGGAGAGGAAGAUCUAGAGUUGCCUUUAUUUGAUUUGGUUACCAUUAAAGUGGCCACUAAUAAUUUCUCUUUGGCAAACAAGAUUGGGCAGGGUGGUUUUGGUCCUGUUUACAAGGGCGAGCUCCCAACAGGGCAAGAAAUAGCUGUGAAGAGGCUCUCUGAAGAUUCAGGGCAAGGUCUUAAGGAGUUUAAGAAUGAGGUUAUCUUGAUUGCCAAGCUUCAACACCGGAAUCUCGUUGGGCUCUUGGGAUGUUGCAUUCAUGAAGAAGAGAGGAUGCUGAUCUAUGAGUACAUGCCUAACAAAAGUUUAGACAAAUUUAUUUUCAAUCAAACAAGAGGUACUUCAAUUACAUGGCAGAAGCGCUUCGACAUUAUAGUGGGGAUUGCACGAGGACUUCUUUAUCUUCAUCAAGAUUCAAGGUUGAGAAUCAUUCACAGGGAUCUCAAAGCCAGCAACGUCCUCCUUGACGACAAUAUGAAUCCCAAAAUCUCGGACUUUGGCUUAGCAAGAACAUUUGGAAAUGAUCAAACAGAAGUUAACACAAAUAGGGUCAUCGGAACUUAUGGCUAUAUGUCUCCUGAAUAUGUAAUAGAUGGUCUCUACUCUACGAAAUCCGAUGUCUUCAGCUUUGGAGUGCUCGUCUUAGAGAUAGUGAGUGGCAAGAGAAACAGAGGAUUUUAUCAUCCUGACCAUGACCUCAAUCUUGUAGGACAUGCAUGGAAAUUAUGGAAUGAAGGGCGGCCCAUAGAACUAGUGGAUGUCUUCAUGGAGGGUCCAUCACCAAAUUCACAAGUGGUGAGAUGCAUUCGAGUGGGUCUCUUGUGCGUUCAACUGCGCCCAGAAGACAGGCCCUCCAUGUCAUCUGUUCUUCUAAUGUUGUUCAGUGAGAAUCCAAUGCUGCCUCCACCGAAGCAACCUGGUUUUUACACAGACAGAUAUAUUGUAGAAACAGACUCAUCAUCAGCUGGGAAACAGCCCUGCACUCCAAAUGAAGUGACUGUGACAAGGUUACAAGGUCGAUAGAAGACUAAUAAUAUGAUCCUAUCUCUGUACAAAGUGCACAUUUUUGCAACCAUCCGGAUAAUAAACUCUGCUAUAUGGUAUCAUUUUGUGGCCUUGGACUUGAAUUCACACAUUUGGUAGUGAUGCUGGGCAAAACACAUACACUGAAUAUCACCUCAUGGUCUCAACUCUAUUUAUGGUUCAGCAUUGAUAACAAAACAGCAAUAUGAAUGUGGCUAAGAAAGGCGAGUCAAUUUCGGGGCACUUAUGCACACUUUAGAUCACUAGGUGUAGAAGGGAAAAAACGCACACCAAUAUGAUUAAAGAUCUGAACCAAUGAUCAACUGCAGGAGAAAUAAGGUGACAAUAAACAAGGUCCAAGCUCGGUGAAGAUGCAUAAUUCAGCCAAAAGAUGCAUUAUCUUAAUAGCUGAAUGUAAAUUACUUCGGUGGGACCUAGAAAUGUAAGAUAUAUUGAAUUUUAUGAGAAACACAUGAAUGUUGUUAUGUAUUAGCAAUUUCAAGCUAAAAUUUCCAUUGAGUACUCCUUAGUCUUUCAAUUCAGCUCUCGAACUCCUGUAAUUUUAA
Molecule: messenger RNA, 3207 nt
Organism: Vitis riparia (riverbank grape)
Lineage: Eukaryota; Viridiplantae; Streptophyta; Magnoliopsida; Vitales; Vitaceae
Product: G-type lectin S-receptor-like serine/threonine-protein kinase SD1-1
Exons: 8
Coding region: 209-2641 (810 amino acids)
Biological process (GO): recognition of pollen; protein phosphorylation
Molecular function (GO): protein serine/threonine kinase activity; ATP binding
Source: RefSeq, a predicted model, not a curated record